Messenger RNA from Gryllus bimaculatus (two-spotted cricket), 1851 nucleotides. The record is from the annotation of a GenBank genome assembly. Lineage: Eukaryota; Metazoa; Arthropoda; Insecta; Orthoptera; Gryllidae.
AUGAAACAACAUAAAAUUAAUACGUUCCGGUUUCAUACGUCAACGUUUCUCAAGGCUUCUUUGUACUUUCAACAUUUAGUAGAAUUCUCAAGGCUGGCCGGGGAGGAGGGAAGCCGAAUCGGCCGCACGGCGAGGCGAGGCGAGGCGAGGCAGCGGUGGGUCCAGCAGGAGGUGCGGCGGGGCGGCGGCGGGGCGGGCGAGCCAGUUGCCAGUGGGACUGGAAAGCCGGACGGCCACGAUCCGCGCCGCCGCGCCGUCGCCGCCACCGCCGCCGCCGCCGCCAUGUCGAGACCUGCGCUGCUGGCUGCUGCUGCCGCUGCUUUUGGCCGAUGUGUGGGCCGCGCCCCUCACCCAAACGGCGAGUUUAACGUCCACGCCCACCCUCGAAAAUUCGUCAUCCUGCUGAUCCCGGGGGGCGGCGGCGGGCUGCUGAACAUCGCCGCCAGAUCGCGCCGGGGGCAAGCACCACGGGGGAAGCACGUGAAGGGGUCGGCGGAGGGAACGGCGCGCCACCGGCGGAGGAGGUCGCCAUGGGCGCUGCCGGUGGGCGCUCAAGUCCCCGCCCUAAAGGUGGACAUCGACGCCGACCGGCGCGUCGCCAUCGUCCUGUCCAUCACCGCGCCUCGCGUCGCCAGCGAGGAGCAGCACGAGGUGGUGAUCGCCGAGUCGCCCGCCGUCACCAUCAGCAAGGCGCAGCCGCCGGCGCCCGCAGCUGGAGGCGAAGAAGCCCGACGCCGCGCCCGAAGACCGCCGGCACAACCCGAGCCGCCCGCGAAGGCGGAGGAGCAGGGCGAAGCCGGAGACAAGCCCGCGAAGGCCCGCGACGAGCCGAGCGCGCCCUCGGAAAAGCCGCAAGGCGGCCCGCCCCGCCCCCGCCCGCCCCGCCCGCCUGCUCCCGCCAAGCCCGUUUCCGAGCCCUCCGCCACAAGCCCAUUAGAAAACGGCCGUAGCCCCCGCGGCGCCCGCCGCCUCUGCCGCCGCCGCACCUGCAGCCGGCCGCCCGCAGCCGCCUCCACCGCCCCGCCGACCAGAAGGAAGCUGCGGCGGCCAGCGAAGCGGAACGCCGCGGAGCCUGCCAAACCCGCCGCCGCCGCCGCCGCGCCCGCCCGCGCCCGCCCCGCCCCCGGCGGCCGAGCAGGCGCCGCCCCAAGGCAAGUGGCGCAGGAGGGCAGUCGCGCGCCGCGCGCCUGGAGGCUGCUGCGCACGGGGCUUGGUGGCUUCCGCGGGGGCCUGCGCGCCGCACGAGGUGCGCGACGGCCGCUGCGCGCGCGCCCUGCAGCCCGCCAGGGUCACCAAGAACUUCGAGGAUGCCCGAGCCGCUGCGAAUGCUGUUUUCAAAGAAAUCGUAGAAAGAACGGGAUAGCUUUAAUGAUUCUUAGUAUUUAUGGAAAACUAAUAGGGAGCAACCACUGUGAAAGAACCAGUUUACCCCUGAAACAUGAAGUUGUCGUUAGUACUCAUUCCUCCAGUGCCCCAUCCACUCGGUCGGCAAGAUCCUCCAGUACUCACUUGAUCUUCUUGGCUGGCUUGGGGGUGGUGGGGGCGUCGGCGGCGGCAGGCUCGCUCGGGUCCUUGUCGGGGGUGUCCUGCGCGGCCGCCGCGCCGCCCUCCGUCGCGCUGCUCUCGGUCGCCGCCGCCCCCGUCGUCGUCUCCAUCGCGGAGGAGCUCUCUUCCGGCUUGGGCGGGGUCAGAUCCCCUUCGACGAAGUCGCCGCCGCCGCCGCCGCCGUCGCUCCCGCCUCCGCCGCCGCUGGUGCCUCCGAAGCUCGAGAAGUCCACGAGGUCCGCGAGGUUCAGCAGCAUCUCGGCCGGCGCCACGGCGAUGACCACGCCGUCGAUGUGCAGCCGGUAG